AAGAUUAUAAGGUGGAGACUGGAGAGGGGGAGAGAAGUGGCUAAGCCAUACUCGACAACACAAACACGCAUUUCCAUUUUUUCUCAUUUUUUUUGCCCUGGGUUUCUGAUGAGCACCGGCGUUCCGUUUCUGUAAUGCAUUCCACUUUUGAAGCUCUUUACUUGGUUAUUUCCGUCUUGUUCUUCGUCGGUAUCGGUACCUUUGUUUUCGCCUCCGAUCGAGGUGCUUUCGGCGGGAAUCAGUGCGGAUUCGGCUCUCCGGCGGAUCUUCUGCUCCACUCAUGCGGACUCUCGUCAACUACGCUGGAGACGAGGAUUUUUGCUCCGGGGGUUCUUUAUAUGCCAAUCCUAUGGAUUCUAGUCUCUUGCUAUCUCUUGGCCCUCAUGUCGAUGUUUACUGCCCUCCUCGCAAGAGGUCUCGCAUCACUGCUCCUUUUGUUUUCAGAGGGGAUAAGUUUGAGCAGAAGAAGCAGUCGUCUAUUGAAGUUCUUCCCGAUGAGUGCCUCUUUGAGAUCUUUAGACGGUUACCUGGAGGCCAGGAGAGAAGUAUCUGUGCUUGCGUUUCAAAGCGAUGGCUCUUUCUUCUAAGCAGCAUCAGAAGGACUGAAGUCUAUGGCAUCGAAACUACACAACCUGCAAAACAUGAGGGAGAGUUAGUUUCAGAUAAGACUGAUGAGUUUUCAAAACUUGUUAAGGAGGAGCCUGCUUCAGUUUCUAGUGAUGUGGCUUCUGUGGGUGAAGAUUUGGAAGUUGAGAGUGAGGGAUACUUCACCAGGUCUUUGGGAGGGAAGAAAGCCACUGAUAUCAGACUUGCUGCUAUUGCUGUUGGAACUGGUAGCCGUGGUGGGCUUGGUAAGCUUUUGAUCCGGGGAAGCAACAGCAUUCGUGGGGUUACUGACAAUGGUCUUACAGCCAUUGCUCGUGGCUGCCCUUCACUCAGAGUUCUCUCUCUGUGGAAUGUUUCUUCCGUCGGGGAUAAAGGACUAUCUGAUAUUGCUAGUGGGUGCCACAUGUUAGAGAAGCUCGAUCUCUGCCAGUGUUCUUCAAUUUCUGAUAAGGGUUUGAUGGCAAUUGCAGAGAACUGCCCCAAUUUGGCUGCGUUGACAAUAGAAUGUUGUUCUAAGAUUGGGAAUGGGACUCUGCAAGCAAUUGGUCAAUACUGCCCGAAUCUGCAGUCCAUCUCAAUUAAGGACUGCCCACUUAUUGGAGAUCAAGGAAUUGCCAACCUCUUAUCUUCAGCUUCUCACGUCUUGACAAAAGUGAAGCUCCAAGCUUUAAACAUCACUGAUGUCUCUCUUGCUGUUGUUGGCCACUAUGGCAAGGCUGUUACUGAACUAGUCCUCACUGGCUUACAAAACGUUAGUGAGAGGGGCUUCUGGGUCAUGGGCAACACUCAUGGUCUACUAAAGCUGAAGUCGAUUACAAUUAGCUCUUGCAGAGGUGUAACGGAUCUAGGCCUUCAAGCUGUGGGAAAGGGUUGCCCUGACCUGAAGCAACUGAUCCUUCGUAAAUGUUCAUUUGUGUCUGAUAAUGGGUUGGUAGAUUUUGCCAGAGCUGCAGCAUCUCUGGAGAACUUACAAUUGGAAGAGUGCAAUAGGAUCACCCAAUCUGGGGUUCUGGGUGCCAUUUCAAACUGUGGAUCGAAGUUGAAGGCACUUGCCUUUGUAAAGUGCAUGGGUAUCAAGGAUAUGGUUUUGGAGCUACCAAUGCUCUCUCCUUGUGAUUCUUUACGAUCUUUGUCCAUUCGUAACUGCCCUGGAUUUGGCAGUUCUAGCUUGGCUGUGGUGGGGAAGUUGUGCCCUCGGCUGCAAAACAUAGAGCUGAGUGGGCUUUGUGGAAUUACAGAUGCUGGGUUGCUACCUCUUGUUGAGAAUUGUGAACCGGGUCUUGUGAAAGUAAACCUCAGUGGCUGCUUGAAUUUGACAGAUGCAGUGGUUACAACCAUGGCAAAACAUCAUGGUGGAACUCUCCAGCUUCUGAAUCUAGAUGGUUGCAGGAAGAUCACUGAUGCUAGCUUAAUUGCAAUUGCAAACAACUGCUCUGUACUUCGUGACCUUGACAUCUCUAAGUGUGUGAUCACCGACUUGGGCGUUGCUGCUAUGUCAUCUGCAAAUUUGCUUGACUUGCAGAUUCUUUCCUUGUCAGGUUGCUAUCAGGUAUCCGAUAAGAGCAUGCCCUUCCUCAAAAGCCUGGGUCAGAAUCUGGUGGGUUUGAAUCUCCAGCAAUGCAAUUCAAUCAGCAGCAGCACCAUUGAGCUACUCAUGGAACAUCUGUGGAGAUGCGACAUCCUUUCCUGAAACUGGGAAGGAAAUGGAACACCCCAUUUUGAAGUUAAAAGACAGGCGAAAAUGGUGGGGGUUUGGUUGCAUUUUUAUGUUCAGAUAUCCAGUAUCACUUUACAGACGGUAGAAGCAGCAGCAAUAUUCCUCGUAGUUUUUGGGCUCUAAUCAGUGGGCCUUCUGGUAUAACAAGGGACUCAGGUUGUUUUCCAGGGAUGAUUACCAAUUUACCUUCUUUUUUGCAGGUUUCCUCCUAAUAGGAAAUCUGUUGCCAAGUGUUUUGUCCCCCAUUGUUGGGACGCCACAUCUUCUAUGGUCAUGGUUCCCUGAGAAUACAGUUACCGGGUCCUGGGCUUAGGGUUUCAGACUUGCAGGUGUAGUAGUUUGUUUUGUUUGUUGGGUCAUGGUUUUGUAUUGCCGGGUGAUGUCACCUGGUGUUUUAGCAUAGCCUCUCGUUCAUGGUCAUGUGGGUUUGCGUGGGCUAAGCUUUCUCUUGUUCAGGUCUUUACUUACUACUAGCCAUAUUUUCAGUCUGUCGAUGUUGGUUUUACCGAGUCUACCACAUGUUUGAACCAAGUGUUCUACGUGAUGGUUGGGUCUCUGUUUUCCUUUUUAGUGCGUCGGUCGACGGUCGUGUCAUGGGUUGUUGCUUUUGGCAGUUCCAGGUUUAGCGCCUCAGAUUCGUGGGCUUUGGCCGUGGCAGCAGUUCUUUCAUUCUGCCAUGACGACCCUUUCAUGGGUUUUGUUUUUUUUCUUCCAAGGCCCUAGUUUUUCAGGCUAAUCUUGUCAUGAACUGUACUCUGCAACUUUUUUAUUGUAAUGAAAUGGAUAUUUGCUUUUUCUGUUUUUGUAA
Molecule: messenger RNA, 3131 nt
Organism: Nelumbo nucifera (sacred lotus)
Lineage: Eukaryota; Viridiplantae; Streptophyta; Magnoliopsida; Proteales; Nelumbonaceae
Product: EIN3-binding F-box protein 1-like
Biological process (GO): SCF-dependent proteasomal ubiquitin-dependent protein catabolic process
Cellular component (GO): SCF ubiquitin ligase complex
Molecular function (GO): protein binding
Source: RefSeq, a predicted model, not a curated record